UCAUGCCAACCCUGCUGCCAACCUGGCACAACAGGCCCUGGACUACACUGCUCUUCAUCAUCUUCAACCACCAGGUAACGGCCUCAGUGCUUGAAAGUCUGAUCGCUAAACGGACUGAAUACUGGGAGAACUGCAGCAGAACUCUGGCAACAAACUCAUUCUCAGACAAUGAUGUGUACUGUAAAGGAACCUUCGACACAUUUGCAUGUUGGCCUCAUUCAUCUCCUGGGAACGUGUCCAUCCCCUGUCCUUCUUACUUACCGUGGAUCAAAGAGGACAGUUUCAGGAGGACACACCGAGAAUGCCUGGAGAACGGGACAUGGAGACAGAAGGACAACUCCUCUGAGCCCUGGAGGGACGACUCUGAAUGUCAGGAGCACCAUUACUUUAAAGACACGGAGGACAGAAUGCUGCGUCAAACAGCCCUCAGGCUCAUCUCCAUCAUUGGCUACUCCCUGUCCCUGAGUUCCCUCACACUGGCCACUCUGCUUAUGGGGAUGUUGAGGAAGCUUCACUGCACCCGGAACUACAUCCACAUGAAUCUGUUUGUGUCGUUCAUCCUGAGAGCGGUGGCUGUCAUUUCUAAGGAGAUCAUACUAUACGUCAUGUACUCCAACUUACCCAAGGACGACCCCGGAUGGAAACAAUACUCCAGCUCAGCGAUAGUGCUGAUGUGCAGGUUCUCUAAAGUGUGCAUGGAGUACUUUGUGGCCUGUAACUACUUCUGGCUCUUGGUGGAGGCCAUUUUCCUUCACACGCUGCUCUUCACGGCUGUACUGACCAAAAGACGCCUCCUGAAGAAGUAUCUGCUGCUAGGAUGGGGAACGCCUGUCCUGUUUGUGACGCCAUGGACGGUGGUUAAGAUUUCAUAUGAAAACACAGAAUGCUGGUCGAUUGUGAACAGAUGGUUCUGGUGGAUUAUAAGAGGUCCCAUCACUCUGUCAGUGCUGGUCAUUUUCUUUAUAUUCAUCAAGAUUCUGAUGCUGCUGCUGUCAAAACUAAAAGCAGACCAGGUGACGUUUUCCGACUAUAGAUACAGUUUGGCCAGAGCAACACUGGUCCUGAUUCCUCUGCUGGGAAUCCAUGAAGUGGUCUUUACAGUGCUGAUAGACGAAUGCAUAGAAGGCAGCAGCCGCUACGCUAGGAACUUCAUCAACCUCACUCUAAGUUCUUUUCAGGGGUUUUUGGUCGCUGUGCUCUACUGUUUUGCCAAUGGAGAGGUUCAAGCUGAACUGAAGAAGCGCUGGCAGCUCUUCCUGUUCACCAACCACUUCCAGGUCCGGAGCUGUUUUCGGAGCACACCUCUCAAACACCUGUGGAAAUGUACCCGCGGGCGACACCCACACUGCUCCAGACAGAGCGAAUCCUAUGACGAGGGCGGAGCUUCCACAACACACCCUCACCUGCUCCAGGUGGCUGUACACGGAGGCGGUAGAAUACUUGGUGUGAGUGAGGUUAAAGGUCAGAGGCUGAAGGGCGGUGAUGCAACGGGACUCAACCUCAUCACCAGGAAGAGUCUGUCGAGCAGCGAUGGCGAGAUAACGCUGGGUGAAACCAUGGAGGAGAUACUGGAGGAGAGCGAGUUCUGAUCCAUUUAACCUCCUCCAACUCCCACCGACAUGGACGAAUGCAAACUGAGUGAACGGUUUUCUAUGAGCAGCACCUUAGUAAGAAGGA
Molecule: messenger RNA, 1677 nt
Organism: Sphaeramia orbicularis (orbiculate cardinalfish)
Lineage: Eukaryota; Metazoa; Chordata; Actinopteri; Kurtiformes; Apogonidae
Gene: glp2r
Product: glucagon-like peptide 2 receptor
Exons: 13
Coding region: 3-1589 (528 amino acids)
Biological process (GO): cell surface receptor signaling pathway; adenylate cyclase-modulating G protein-coupled receptor signaling pathway
Cellular component (GO): plasma membrane
Molecular function (GO): glucagon receptor activity; peptide hormone binding
Source: RefSeq, a predicted model, not a curated record